Molecule: messenger RNA, 1027 nt
Organism: Lolium perenne
Lineage: Eukaryota; Viridiplantae; Streptophyta; Magnoliopsida; Poales; Poaceae
Source: RefSeq, a predicted model, not a curated record
AUUACGCUUUGCCCUUGACGGAGAAAAAGAAGAGAAUUCUCCCAGGCGGGUCUUCGAAGCUGUAGCCGCCACCGCGCCGUCGCAGCGUAACGACCCUCUUCCCAGUCUCCAAUGGCGAUCUCCCACCUCACCCGCCGCCUCCUCCGCCCCACGACCACCGCCGCCAGGCUCCUCCCCGGCACGAGCUUCCCGAAUCCACACGCCCAUGCGCGCAACCCCCUCCUACUACUCCACCCCCACCGCCGCUUCUCCACGGCCCCAGGGUCCAACCCGGAAGCCGGCACCGCCACCGGCACCGGCCCCGAAGCCGCCAACGGCACGCCCCCGUCACUGGAAUCUAUGAAGCACCAGGAGAUCGAGGGCCCCACGGUGGAGCGCGAUAUGUCGCCGCUCGCCGACGAGGCGCGGGCGGAGCUCGAUGCCCUCCGCCGCGCCACACAGCGCCUCAGCGCCUCCCUCGCGGUCCUCGGCGGGGCGCAUCUCGCCGCGGGAGCGUGGAUCAUCUCCGGGGCCGCGCCCGUCGGGGUCGAGUCGGCCGCGGCGGUGCAGGGCGUUGCGGCGUUCGCGUUCCCCUUCACUGCCGCGCUGGUGCUGCGCCGCGUCAUCAAGCCCGUCGCCUUCUUCCAGAGGAUGGAGGCCAAUGGGAGGCUGCAGGUGCUCACGCUUUGCCUCCAGGCCUCGAAGAACGUCAACCUCAUGCUGCUCCGGACGCGGGUGGUCGCCAUCUCCUGCGCUCUCGGAGUGUCUGUCGGGUCGGUAGCUGCGAUCUUGAUGCGGUAAGCUUAUGCUUAGCUCCAACCAGGGAGGAUGAUGAGAUCUCAAGGAGGAUUGGUUUCACCGUUUCAGUAUUGUAGGAAUAAGAGUGAGCUGGAGAUAUGUGAUUAGACCUUGGAACACGGAAUUGCGGUGCUUUUGGACAUUCAAGUAUGCUUAGUUUGGUAUAUGUAUUAUGUACGGCCAAAGAGGUAUUGAAGUGAUGGUUUAAGUGUUGCUAUUACAGUGAUAUUCAUUUUUCUGUUAGAUUAAA